AUGCCCCAAGAUCCCAACUUGUACGGGCAGCGGCCCAAGAAGAAGCAGAGAAAAGAUGCCACCCUCUCUUCCUCGCUGGACUUUACCGCCCAGCUGACUUCGCUGAUGGCGUCGGGCUCCUCGUCCGCCUCCGCCACUGGCGGUCGCGCCCGUCCUUCCAAGGAGCCCAAGGAAGACCUAUUCCGCAGCCACACGGCGCGGAAGCGCGAAGCCGGCCACAAACGCGCCGAGGGCGACAAGCUCGUCCUGAAGGACGUGGCCGGCACCGAGGACGAGUCGCGCGAGCUGGUCCGCGCAAAGCGCAACAUGGAGAGCAAGGCGCGCCUCUACGCCGCCAUGAAGCGAGGCGACUACGUGCCGCCGCAGGACAGCGACAGGGCCGCCGCCGAGCCCCUCAUCGACUUUGACCGCAAGUGGGCCGAGCAUGAAGAAGGCAAGGGCCUGUCCGACUUGAGCUCGUCGUCCGGCGACGACGAGGGGCCCAGCAACGACGCCGCCGACGACCAAGUCAUCGAAUACGAGGACGAGUUUGGCCGUCUGCGGCGCGGCACGCGGGCGGAGAGGGAGCGCAUGGAGCGGCGCGCGCGUCGCGGCCUGCUCGGCGCCGAGGAGCUCGACCGCAUGUCGGCGCGCCCGGCCGCGCCGACCAACCUCAUCCACGGCGACGCCAUCCAGGCCAUGGCGUUCAACCCCGACGACGCGGACGGCAUGGCGGCGCUGGCGCGCAAGCGCGACCGCAGCGCGACGCCCCCGCCGCAGAAGCACUACGACGCGGACAAGGAGGUGCGCAGCAAGGGCGUCGGCUUCUACAAGUUUAGCAAGGACGAGGCGGUCAGGGAGGCGGAGAUGCGGGCGCUCGAGGGGGAGAGGCGCCAGACGGAGGGGAAGCGCGAGGAGAGGGAGAAGCAGAGGGAGGCGAGGAGGAGGGAGAUUGAGGAGAGGAGGAAAGCGAUGGGAGAUCGGAGAGCGAAGAAGCAGGCGGAUAGCUUCCUGAGUGGCUUGGGAGAGUGA
Akanthomyces muscarius is the source of this 1011-nucleotide messenger RNA. RefSeq lists its product as uncharacterized. The coding region runs from base 1 to 1011 and encodes 336 amino acids. The record is from RefSeq and is a predicted model, not a curated record. The transcript has a single exon. NCBI's taxonomy places the organism in Eukaryota, Fungi, Ascomycota, Sordariomycetes, Hypocreales, Cordycipitaceae. Gene Ontology annotation, cellular component: nucleus.